AUGAGUAACGAGAGCAAGACUGGGGGGAACCUCUUGGGGAAGAUUCUUCUCCCAGGAUACACUGAUGCUGGCUCAGACGCAAGCUUUAAACCAGUUCAGGUUACAUCUGUGGCUUCAGCUUCUGCACAGCCGGACGAUGAUGACGAUAUGAUGUCAGAAGCGGCGACUGAAAUUUUUGACAAUCGUUCAAACAGUCAAAACCCAAGGCUGCCUCGGCGUGAACAACCCAAAGAGAUGCAACCAAAGAAACAGCAGCAGGACAUCCCACAUCCUUCCCCGAGAAGAGGUGGCGAAAACAAUUAUGCUUUUUUUCCAUCGACAAAACCUAUGCCAAGUCCUCGACCUCAUUCCCCUCCGAGUGUAACACGCCGCCAAGUAUCCGGAUCCAGCGUGGCAGGGACGUCCACGGUGCCUGAAACAGGUGCCUUCUCCGGGGAGGAGUUGGAGCGACGAGAAAGGAUACAUAAUUCAAUGAAAAUGGGAAGAGUGUCCUUUGAGACAGGAGGUCAGGUCGUGACACUUUCCGCGAAAGCGCUUCAAGCAAUGGAUGAAAAGCAAACGACAAGUAGCUCUGAAGAUGCAUCAUGGGAAGCAAAGCAACGGACUUCACUAAUCGAAAACGAUGAUGCAAAUUCAUGCGUAUCGUCAACAGCGUCAGAAAUGGGGACAGUGAUCAAUAUUGGUAGCGAUCGUUUUGCUGAGAUUGAAGCGAUGGCUGACAUGGUGGAAGCAAACGCAGAUGUAUUUGAAAUGCAAGAAAAACAAAUGCAACAAGAAUAUAUGCGACGUCCAGGGGAAAAAGAGAUUCUAUCCCUUCCGAUACUGGAAGGGCGAUCGUUCGAGGAACCUGCUCUACGUCCAAUGCAAUCUAAAAGUUUCUCGGAGGCGGAAAGGGGUCAAGACUUGGGGUUGAGAAUGAAGACAACAGCAAACGAUAACGUUACCACCACUCCCUCUAUCAAUCAUCAAAAUCAUACGAACAAUCCAACUACAUCCGCCAUGGUAUCGGCAGCGAUUCGAAGGAUUGGAACGGGCAUGUCAGGCAAGAGCAUGUCAGGCAAAAGCAUGUCUGCACCUAGCACGCCAAAAGGAUCUGGUAUGCUUCCAAAAGUUGAAGAUCUUUUGAAGUCAACGCUGACGCCAGGAAGAAGUACACGAGAGUCUAGUUUCAAGACCAGUUCAGCCUCGCAAGGCCUCUUACGAUCACCGGGUGGCAACUCAAUGUUCGCAGAAAGACCUGUGUCUCUGACACCUCGAUUUAACAGAACGCCACGAAACGAGCAAGAUCCACAUCUGAGGAAACCACCGAUCAGUCCAAGCAUAAUGCUACCAGGAUUGCAAUUCGCUCGAAAAUGUUUCUCCCAUGACACUACAUUCGACGAGUAUCCUUUCCCGGUUGCAGAAGACGGGGAUGAUCCAGAGUCCUUUGGGUUUGAUGUUCCAAGAUCACGAGGGGACCGUUAUAACUUGAGAUAUCGACCCCUUCAGCAGUCACAGAGUUGGGAUGUCGCGCAUGGAAAACAUCAGGAGGCUGCCUUUCGAGCGAGGCAUCAUGCAUUUGGAACCUUUAAGCGAACUGCUAGCCACGAUGAUCACUCUGAACUUAGACAGAGAUUGAAUUCUGACAACUUUUCGCCAAGGAAAUUCAGUAGGACUCCAGCAAUCGAGCUGCAAACAUCCCAGAGAAUAGAAACUGAACGCGAGGAUGCAUUGGAUAUUCUGGCAUGCUUAGUCGAGCGAGCAGUCGAACAGGAGGAGGAAAGAAGCGAUUCAAGCUCGAAUGAUCAAGAUACUGCGAUUGCAAAGUUGUCAGAAGCCCUCAAGGUUGCCAAAAAAGGAUCAAUGAAAUCAGAAGGGGCAAAGGAUGAUGGAGAAUCAAAGAUUGAUGAAGAAACAAAGACAUGUGAAGAGGGCAUGUCAAUACAACCCAACGUGCUCGACUUCUUACUGAAAUCGCAUUCAUAUGCCUCGGAAAUGAUGCAAGCUACGAAAUCCGCUUCAUCUUGGCUCCAUUCCAUUGGUCGAGGAACAAGUCAUCCAGCUGUUAUUAUGGAGAGCAAGGAAGAGGACGGAGAAACGACAUCUGGGGAAGAGAAAAGCGAGGAAGACGAGAGUAGCGUUAACGAAGGAUCUCUCCGGCUCCAAAUUUCUACCAUCAAAGCUAUGCUUCACAGUGCAAAGGCUGAACUCAAGGCAAAGUCUGAAACGAAUGAGAAGCUUGACGCCGAGUUGUCAAAGUGUAGAGCUGAAAUAGGCAGACUGAAGACCGCCUCGAGAUCUGAACCGCUACAUUUGACUGCAAACAAAUCCAUCCUUGACAUCAGUGGCAAUGACGAUACGGGUACUAAUGAAACCCCGUCCGCAUCACCAGAAAAAAAAGGAAAGCCUGAGGCAACGCUCGAGAAGCUUGAUGAGAGCAAAAUUCUUGACGAUUCUUUCAAUCCAGACAACUCUGUCAUGCAUGGCACUCUUUUGCAAGGAAAAGCCUUCAACGAAAGUGUUAUUGACAUGGAUCAACUGAAUUCAGCAGCCAUGAGUGAAGCCCUCAAUCAAGCAAACGAAACCAUUCGACGUUUGCAUAGUGAACUCAAGGAGGCCAAGAAGAUUGAUGAUGAAAAAGAUCCCCCAACUGUCACCUUUCCCGAGAACACAGGUUCCAAGCUGCCAGAAGAGAAGAAGUCCGCAUCAGAUUCGAUGUCUAGUGAUCUCCAAACUAUCAAUGUAAGGAUGUUGGAUGGUGAAAACUUUGUUACAGAGUGGACCGAUUUGACUCCUCCGCUCCCACCUCCUCCCGACCAUGGGUUGCGGUCUCCAAUUGUCAACGUAGUAUUGGAGCAGUGGACAACGGAUCGCGGAUUGCAUGAUUCGUUAUUGGCUUGGAUCGAUCGUGUGAUGACGGGGAUAGACUUGGAAUCUUCAGUUCCACCACUGACGAUCUCCAGCCUAGAUCACCAAGUCCGCGAUGGCUUUGUGAUGCAUGUUCUCCCAUUGCUGUUGCGGCGAGCCGAUAUUCACGUGGAUGUCCAAACUAGAGCCCAUCGUCGUACGUCCUAUGAUAUGUCGGUAACAGUCACACAAAAGGGACCUCAGGAGCAAAUUGACUUCCAAUAUCCAAAACCCACCCACGCUCUAUUGGAUCAACAGCAUCACGUCGAUGAAUGGGCUGAGAACUUUGAUCCGCAAAUAGACAACAAGAGUGUUGCCCAUAGUGCAGUCACCGAACACAUGAGCAAUUCGAAUUCAAACCUGUAUUACUCAGGAACCUACAAAACUUCCCACCCAACAAUUGCCGAGUAUAGCUCCUUAGCUGAAAUGGUCCCACUUUCAGAGAGCCAAGAGAUGGAUCAAUCCGCAAAACCAGAGGCUGGUAUCAUGAGCGCACUGGGAGGGGCAUUGGGUGGCUUCUUGUCACGGCGGAAGGGAAACAGCAGUGGAAGCCCGUCUCUUGAUGGUGAAGCAUCGAUUCAACGUGCUGCUUCAUUUGAGGAGGCUGAAGAACCUUAUCACAGAGUUGUUUCAGCACCACCUGGGCGCAUCGGUGUCACUUUCGUUGAAUAUCGUGGUCACGCCAUGGUAAGCGAUGUGUCUCCCGAUAGUCCAUUGUCGAGUUGGAUCUACCCAUCGGAUAUUUUGAUUGCUAUUGACGAUACUCCCGUCAGUGGAAUGCGUGUUCGAGAUAUUGUGAAAGUGUUGACAAAUCGACGAGACCAGCAACGAGCCCUACGAGUCAUUAGUAGUCAUGCGAUGAAUGAGUUCACCAUGAAUCAGAGUGCGAUGAACACUGAACCAACGUGA
Cylindrotheca closterium is the source of this 3795-nucleotide messenger RNA. The record is from the annotation of a GenBank genome assembly. NCBI's taxonomy places the organism in Eukaryota, Bacillariophyta, Bacillariophyceae, Bacillariales, Bacillariaceae.